Messenger RNA from Leishmania mexicana MHOM/GT/2001/U1103, 1158 nucleotides. RefSeq lists its product as hypothetical. The transcript has a single exon. Bases 1 to 1158 code for a protein of 385 amino acids. The record is from RefSeq and is a predicted model, not a curated record. Lineage: Eukaryota; Euglenozoa; Kinetoplastea; Trypanosomatida; Trypanosomatidae.
AUGCCCCCUUUCUCUACGCUUCUUCGGGCGACCGCGACUGGGGUCAUUGGGUGUGCACUUGCCUUCGCCCACUAUGCGCAGCGAGCUCCCGCGUUGGCCUCUUCCGUCUUCGAGGGACCCGCCGCCGCCACGGCAGACGCUGUUGCCAGCAUGCGACUUCAGGAUCAGGGCAUUCCGUGGGAAAUCGAAUGCGACGACUUUCGCCAAGGCUACCAGACAAACGCAGUGCAGCUGCAGAUUCUCCGACUCCGUGCCGAAUACGCGGCUUCAAGUGGUGAGAAGUCACCUCUGAUACGCAUCGUCGGAUUCUUCCCCGGGAUCUCAAGUACGACCGUGUACGAGCAUCUCACCAAUGUGCCGCUGCGGCGCGGGUGGGACUGCAACUACACCAAUUUUGAGCAGUUCUCUGGAAAAUGCCUUUGUACACUGGCCAAUGUCGAUGCAUUGCGGCGCCCCUUCGCCGCUGUGGCGAAGGUGCGUCCCUGCUGCUCUGGCGAUGUGUGCACCCUUGUCCCAGAUGUGGCGGGCUUCGUGCUCGACGACCAUGGCUGGUUCACGCACCGCGUCGGCGGUCCAUUGCUGCGCCGCUUCGGGCUGGCUGACCGGCUAUUCCAGUACGAGCGCCUAUCCUACGCCUACUACGAUGGCGAAGGUGCUCCAGCCAUGUCCAGGGACACUGCCACUGCUAGCAAAAUGUACGACGUUCUCUUUAGCGGGUCCAAAUGCACGCGCGAGACGGCUUCGACAGCUGCGCCAGCGCUUCGUGCGUGGUUCGAGGGAAAUCGCGAGGCUGUGCCAUGUGAAGAGGUAGACGUGAAUUUCCAACAUAUCCUGCUUGUCCCGAUCGCGGAUGCCAAGGCGCAGCUGUUUCGCGACUCUGACCAACUUCGCUCGCUGUGUACAAUGGGAAGCAUGAUCGAUGUGGCGAGCACUAAGCUCGUUUACGAUGUAUGGAGGGAUACACAGCAACGCGUGUCGGAUGGCGCAGUGUCGUCACCGGGCACCCUUCUCAUCAUGAGUUCUGCGAACAAUGUUGGCAUACCCGCACUGCUGCCGCGAUGGGCACAGAAAACGAUUUUGUCCACCAUGUCACACAAGGCUUACGGUAACCUACUAAAGGCUUGUCGGGAGCACUCUAGUCACGAGAACUCUGUUUGA